Triticum aestivum (bread wheat) is the source of this 1890-nucleotide messenger RNA. RefSeq lists its product as uncharacterized. The coding region runs from base 1 to 1884 and encodes 627 amino acids. NCBI's taxonomy places the organism in Eukaryota, Viridiplantae, Streptophyta, Magnoliopsida, Poales, Poaceae. The record is from RefSeq and is a predicted model, not a curated record. The transcript has 5 exons. Gene Ontology annotation, molecular function: protein binding.
AUGGCGGCCGAGUGGCUCGCCGAAGAUCUUCUCGUCGAGAUCCUCUCACGCUUCUCGGCAAGGUCUCUGUGCUGCUUCAAGUGCGUCUCCGACCAUUGGCUCAGCCUCAUCCACCACCCCGAUCGCCGCAGGAAGCUCCCUCAAACCCUAGCCAGAUUCUUCUACACUAGGAGUGACAACAAGCAGUUGCCUCUGGAAACACAAGUCCGCUUCGCCGGUGUCUCUGGGAAACGCUGUCCUCCAGUCGACACCUCUUUCACCUUCCUUUGCAGCCACCGGCGCGUCGAUCUACUCGGUUGCUGCAAUGGCCUCCUCCUCAGUCGCUGGUACGACGUCUCUGCUCUGGAUGAUGAGUUCUGCUAUAUUGUGCGUAAUCGUGCCAGGGAGGAGUGGGUCAAGUUGCCGGACAUCAGUCAAGCUGACAAUUCACAGUGCCGUUUGCAUUAUGCCAAUUUUAAGAAAGAUCACCAUGGUGAGGUGGUUCGACUAGUGGUCUAUGUUCUCGAUGACUAUGACAACAAAGAACGGAUAUUGAAGCAUAGUGUUGAAGCUUCAGAUAUAUCUGGAGCGACAAAUGUUACUGAUUCUGAUCGGUUUACAAUUCAUUCAGUUAUUCCCGUUGGAUUGCGAUUCAUCCGCAAUAUACAAGUUUCAUCGCCCCGCUGCUCCGCGUUUGACGGCGCUGCCGCCGCCGCCAUGUCCACACCGGUGGAUCGAGCUCGCCCGUGGGAGGACGGACGCAAAUCAACUCGGAUCAGGUCAUCCUCUUCUCCUCCCAGCGGCAGCGAGACGGCGGCCGAGAGACUCACCGACGACCUCCUCGUCGAGAUACUCUCGCGCGUGCCCGGCAGGUCGCUCUGUCGCUUCAAGUGCGUCUCCAAGCACUGGCUCGGCCUCAUCAACGACCGCACCUACCGCCGGAAGCUCCCCCGGACCCUGACCGGCUUCUUCUUCAGCGACACCACGGACGAGCAAUUGGUACAUCCAGUUCUUCCUUUCACCAAUUUAUCCGGGAGCCGCAGUCGCACCAGUCUCACCUUCCUGCCCAACGGCCGAAACGCCUUUCUUUUGGACUGCUGCAAUGGCCUCCUUCUCUACGACGUAUCUUCCCAACGUGGCAAGCGCCGUUACGUCGUGUGCAAUCCUGCCACGGAGGAAUGGACUGAGUUGCCACAUUGCGACCAUGCCGGCUGGGUGGGUAUUGUGCGCUUAGGUUUUGAUCCAGCCGUGUCCCCCCACUUCCAUGUGUUUUUGUUGACGGACCAACUAAAUGGAUUUGGUCUCCCGGGUAGGGACGUCUGUUCAUAUGUCUAUUCAUCGGAAACCGGGAGGUGGGUUCAUAAGGAGAAGAAAUGGUACUGGGAUAUUGAUCUCGUUCGUGUUCACUCAGCUGCAUAUCUUAAUGGUUGUCUGCAUUUUUUCGCCGAAGUCAAUCACAAUACCCUGUGUCUAGCUGCCGGCAAGGAGGCGAGAACAAUGAUACACUCUCAUGUUCCUCCUCUGAAUGAUGGUUUUAUGCAGCAGUCACAGGGCUGCUUGUAUUAUGCUGGUUUUGGAAGAGAUGACAAUGAUGAUCAUGUAGUUCGACUACUAGUUUAUGUUCUCGAAGACUAUAAUAGUAAAGAAUGGAUACUGAAGCAUAGCAUUGAAAGUUCACAUCUGUUUGGAGGGCGAGAUGAUGUAGACGUUGAGGAGGACUUUUGCUGGAUUGCAAUUCAUCCGGAAUGUAACUUGAUCUUCUUCACCUUGGGCUGGGAUAGAACGUUCAUGUGCUAUGAUAUGGAUCAUCGGCAACCCAAAGUGAUAUGCAAUCUUGAAAAUGGCGCUCCACCAUAUCUGCCACAUGUGCCGCUAUAUGAAGAGUUACAAUCGUUGCACAGGUGAUCUCAA